Messenger RNA from Cutaneotrichosporon cavernicola, 5391 nucleotides. RefSeq lists its product as uncharacterized. The record is from RefSeq and is a predicted model, not a curated record. The coding region runs from base 1 to 5391 and encodes 1796 amino acids. The transcript is spliced from 2 exons. Lineage: Eukaryota; Fungi; Basidiomycota; Tremellomycetes; Trichosporonales; Trichosporonaceae.
AUGUUGGGCGACACACGGCGCCAUCAUUGGCGCCGUGCUGGCUCCAUACGCAGCAAGUCGCAGCCAUCCCUACAAGACAAGGCCAAACUACACACCGAGGUAGCAGGCACCGAUGGCUAUGUGCCUUACCGCCCACCAGAUGUCGCAUCGUCCCUUUCGCUCUCUGCGCCAGUUAAGCCGUCUGGUGCGCAGGGCAUCGGCCUUGCACCAGCGCCUGCGGCCCCUCCAGAACGCCCGCAGAAAAAGACCAUUUUCGGUUGGUUCGGGCGCAGGAAGGCCAAGCAAAAGCUCGCCUCGGUGUCCACGCCCACGCUCAUCGAGACUCCAUUAAUGGGAAAGCAAGGCCAGGAGGUUUACCCUCGCUUCGGCCAUCGCCCAACAGCAGCCCAGUCAGCCGAUCUCUUGGGAUCGUCUCCGGGCGUCGGGGCCACAGGAUCGGGCGUUACCGAUUCGCCCUCCGUUGUGACCGGUCUGGUGGCUCCCAAGAUGCUCUUCUCACCCUUGUCUCGUAGCAUGCGCAUCGAAGGUAUGGACGAUCAUCCCUACGGCUCCACGUACCCCAGCACACCCCACAUUCAGCACCUACCUCUGCAACUAGAACGAACCCCAUACCCCCGCGUUGGCGACAACACUUCAACGCCCGCACUCCACGGACAACGAGGAAGCGUGUCCAGGUGGCCUGAGGACUCGACUGUCACGUUACACAGUGAGGGCUCACGAUCUCGUCUGACAGUCAACACGGUAUGCGACGCUUUGACAUUCCCUCGACCCCGUAUGCACGCCCACGAGGUGACGCCUCCAGACACGCCAGAACUAGACAACGUGGUCACCGUCGACCCUGACGACCCAAACUCGAGCUUUGACCGUGUUUAUGCCGCAGGCGAGGUCCGCGAGGCUGAGCGUACAGAAUGGGCCGCCAUAACCCGCAAGUCGCGGAGCGGCAGCAUGAGAAGCUUAAUGAGCAGGCGCCGUUCAGACGAGUGGUCGCUGCGCGAGCAGCCCGGCACCCCUGUACAUCCGUCGUGGUCUAGACACUCUCUCACCGCUGGAGAGAAACCUGAGUACACGCGGUCGAAGUCGACGGCGAGCUCUAUACGGUCAUUAUUCAGAUCCGGAACGGGGCGAUUCACUCGCCACACUAGAUCACACGACAAUCUUCCUCAGCAGGCCAUGAGCCCCCACAUGCAGACACCUGUCAAGCGCUCAUCGCGCCCGAACACGGCACCUUCACUAGCUCCACUAUCUCCUUCGCCAGUGCAGAUGCAGCUGGCAGCCUUUCCGUCGUCUGUCCAGCAGGCACCUUGGUACGUGUCGUCGCGCCCAAGUCACGCUCCUUCGUCAAGACGCAGCACAAAUGUUUCAGAAGCUCCGUCGACGGCGAUCACCGGUGCCCCGACGACACCGAAGACUCCCAUCCGAUCACUUCCUCCCGCUGCCCUGUCGUUGAAGCAGCGUCUGCCGAAGAGCACAUCGACGCCUUCGCUUCUCCUCGACCCCGAGCAUAGAGUGAGCUUUGCUCCUCAACGAAGCCGCUCAGCUCGCUCGCAAAAUAUCCACUCGCGCAGCAACCCUGAUCUGUUGAACUACCGUCCGGCACACUCAACGACGGGACAUAGCGACCACGGCGAGCGUCUCGAGCGCUUACCUGAGAGGGGUGGGACAGUCCGCGAAGGCGACCGGGGUCGCCAUGGAUCGCCGCCUCCCAAGUUGAGGAGACGCCAGACUGGCCCUCCUCGGACGUUCCAGUUUAGGUUACAGCCACCAACCCAUCGGCACGCCCCCAGUGGCACAAACCUUGUUAUGGUUGGUGGCGCCACUGCGCCAGACCACAGCCGUCUCGACAGUUCUCGCCUGCAUGUCAAGCAUCCUCCACGCGGCAUCGACUUUGCGGCGGGCUCAGACCCGAAUAGACUUCCUACGCCGCCGCCACACCUGCCGACCCCCGACCGCUCAUCGCCACUCAACUAUGACUUUCCUGAGUCGGAAAUCGGCAUGGCGAUCACCACAGACCAGAUUGUUGCACCUGUCCAGCACCGGCUGCCCAUGGACACGCCGCCGUCGUCUGGACCACCUACCCGCGAGGACCCGAGCUCUGCCCAUGCACGCUACGUCCUGGCCCGGCAACAUCGUCGACAGCAGACGAUGCGCGCGUUCCAAUCACCUCCGAUGUUCGGUGACGGGAGAAAGAGCCCAGAAAUCUACCCUCAACAUCGCUUCUCGCAGAUGUCGAUGUACUCGCAGGUCACGACGCAGUCCUCAACAUACUCGGGCGCACACUCUGGAACCACACACUCAGGUGGCGUGUCCGCACCCAUGUCCCCUGCGCGUUUCCCGAGACCCGGGCAUCCGAGUGAGUCGCCGGAGUUUCAGACGGCUGCGCAGUCGGCGCAGAACGUCUUUCCUGGCCCAACCUCGCCCAAGUCGCCCAAGACAUCGUGGUUCGGCCGUCCGCGUGGCGGCAGCCACAGGUCGACCUCGCCGCCGUCGUCUCCAAGUGCUGGGCGCAGAGCGAUGAGCCCUCGGGACAACGAAAUUCCCAUUCGUCCGCGCACGCCACCCUCUUCCUGGCAUCGUCGACGCACGUCGUCGAGGGAUGUGCCAACCGUACCGGCUGUUCCGCCCCUCCCUGCAGGCAUGAGGUCCUCGCCAAGGCAGCAUCACAUUCCAUUGUCCCUCGUCCGUGGCGACGAAUCGCCUAUGCUGAAGCAGUCGAUUGCGCCGCCGACGCCCACCUCGUCGGCGGCGCCAGUCCAACUUCCCGAUCCCCCAACGCCACCUUAUGUCCCACCACUUCCGCUCAUCACUGCAUCUGCGGCUGUUCCCGCCAGACCGUCCUCGAUGUCCGGUAGAAUACCGCCUUUGAGACGUCCACCGUCGCGUCCUCCGCCUCCGACGCCUACACCGCCUGUUGGGUCUCGGACCAACUCGACUGACGAGCUGGCGUCCUUCAUCCCGUCACGCAGUCAGUCAUUGAGAUCCUUCAGAUCCUGGACCGAAUUGGCCGCCAUGACUUCUGGACCCCCUGCUGUCUUGGCCGCUGGCUCCAUGCCGACCCGGGCCCCGACCCCGCCGAACAACGACACAUUUGGGGAGGAGUCGACUCCGCGAGCCCAUACUACCGCAGUGGGUCCCGCGCCGAAGAACUACGUUGUGGCCACGCCGCCGCCGCAGACUGGGCUGCCUACGAUCAUGGACGCGUCGCCCACGCCCCUCAGGCAGACGCGUGUCUCGGUGUUAGCAGGGCAGCCACCUCCUGACACCCCCGUUGGCUCCCUUCGGGCCAACCUUGCUCGCCGCAGUCUUUCAAGUAACUCGGGGCGUAGGCGCCGCACCUCUGGUCCACCCCUCUCCGCUGGCCUCGUCUCGACCUCGUCAGGCUCGCCUGCGGCCAACCUCUUCGGUGCGCGUAUGACUUCCAGCCCACCUCCUGGCCUGUCGGCUGUCACGCCGGCAUCGCCGACUCCGGACCCGCACGAACCCAACACGUUCUCUCCCAGGAUGAUGAGUUGCUGGCCUACCACUACUCAUGGUACAACGCCAGUCGAAGUCGGCACGACGCCUGCCCAAGUCGACACCAGCGUUUCUGAGGGCUCGCGCAACCAGAGUUCCUCGGACGUGCAGAGCUGGGACAGCGGCGAGACACCAAUGCCUGUGUCCAGCACUAGCACUCUGGGUGCAGGGAUGCGGCAGCGCCAGUUGACCGACGUCUCGACCGUCGCAUCGGCAACGUCGAGCGUCUCGCUUUACUCCGAGACGGACGACAACUGGAUGACACCGGCUGCCUCUCAUGUGGACACGGUGGACACGGACUCUGAAGGAGGUCUGUCAGAGGCGACGCUCCCUGAGCUGCUCCCUAUUUCAUCCAGUUCGGCGUUGUCUAAUUACGAGGACGCUCGCGAAGGCUCUGGGGACUGGACAGCCCACGAGGAGCCCGAGGAAGAUUACACACGGCUGAGCGAGGCGCGCUCCGCCACUCCUGGCACCUCUCGCCACGCUGUUGGUUUGGGCCAGGACGAGUCCAAGUCGGCAGUGACUCCACCUGCCACCAGCGCCACGUUCACUGCCUUACUGUCGUCGCAAGACCCUAGGACCCCCACUCGCCAGGCUAGACUUGCGUUGGAUGACGAGGACCAGAAUCGCGAGCCCAUCUCCCCCGACACCGACACUGUCGAGUCGCUCAUGAUCACUCCCCGCGCGAAGGUCCGCAGCCCACGCGCACCCGGGACUGAUGCCACGGAACCGUUCGAGUACGACGAAGAUCAGCGCUCGGCUGAGAGUUCCCUUUCAUCGGGCUCGGACGAGGGCUCGAUGCGCAAUAGCAUGGACGAGAAUUUCCGCGGUCUCUUCUUCCGCACGCCGCAGAUCACUGCCGGCCCAUCGACGACGCGUCGGCCUAGGACGGCACCGACCGGUGCCCCGGGAAUGAUCAACCCGCCGGCUCGCAGUGACUCGCGCCGCCCUGGGACUGCUCCCCGCGCACCUGCCCCGCCGUUUGGAGAUCAUUCCACCGCCGAGAGCACACCAAUGGUCACUGCGGAGAGUACGCCCGUUGAGGAGAAGCAGUUCUCCUUCGUUGCCGGUGCUGCCGCGACUCCACGUCCGCCGCAGCCACUCACCUCCGUCCACGACAAUCCGAAGCCGCUCGCAUCGAUUCACGACCAGGCGCCGAAGCCGCUCACGUCCAUUCACAGCAAGCGCGGCUACAGCUCGGGUGUAUCCGAUCCCUCGCGGGGCACCGUCGGUUCCCCUAUCGGCCUCGAGCAGGUGUCACCGUACCCAGAUGCCUAUACGGCUAAGCGUGCGUUGAGCCCACAGACGAUGGGGAUGGAGGCCCAGCCAAUCUCUUUCCAGGCCUUUGACUCGUCUUCUGGCCAACCCAUCAACGCGCCACCAUCGCACCCGCUUGGCUCUGCCUCCCACGCCCGCGGACUGGGCGUUGUUAUGUCACCGCGGAGCCCCAGUGGUGACGCCAAUCUUCCUGGCUGGGACAGCGUCUCUAGAAUCGGCUCUAGCACGCGGCCUAUUGCCACGCUACCGCGUGACGACUCCUGGAUCUCUGCUUCAUUCCGGCAAGCCGCUGCAAAGGCGGAGAGUGCCACACCAGGGGUGAUGCGGGACCAAUCCAAACACCGUGUGACAUCACAGACUCCAUCGCUCUCUCCAUCUCCUUCCACCGUCGGAGUAGCCUCCUCCACUUUUGGCGUCACUCCAAUCGUCCCAGAUCAACAACAUCUCUUUAUCACUCCCCCCGAACAGCCGCCUCAGGCUAAGCGUCCAAGGUUCCCAAAGGGGUCCGUUUCAAGCACGUCAUCUUUCAACGUGAACACCCCACACCCCGACAUUGUCGACCACUUCCCUUCUCCUCCCCGCAGCCGUCCUCGCACGGGUUAG